Messenger RNA from Phyllostomus hastatus (greater spear-nosed bat), 2320 nucleotides. RefSeq names its product ganglioside induced differentiation associated protein 2 (gene GDAP2). The record is from RefSeq and is a predicted model, not a curated record. The coding region runs from base 569 to 2053 and encodes 494 amino acids. The transcript has 17 exons. NCBI's taxonomy places the organism in Eukaryota, Metazoa, Chordata, Mammalia, Chiroptera, Phyllostomidae.
CCGACUGGGGAACGGAAGUCAGUGUUUCGCAGUCCAGAGAUCUUGCAGCUGGUCGCUCCAGCUUCCUGGCACUUUGACUCUCCUUACCCGCCGAGCUUUCGGAAGGGUGGUCCGAAUGCCGCUCGGCGGCUUUCUACGAGGAGCUUAACCCGCCUCGCCUGCCGCCCGGAUGGGACCGCUUGAGUGCUAAGGAGCCUGCCGCGUCUUCCCCCAGCUGUUGGGUUCCGCUCGCCAGAGGUGCUGUCGGGGACGUCUUGUCCAGGAGAAGAGAGAGGAUGUGUGUCUGCUUCAGUAGAAAACUACUCACCUAGAUAUUAACUGGAUGACACACCUUGGGUUAUCUGAUUCCAAGAAAGCCAUUUUACAACUGUGUAAAUUGUAGAUAACUAAGGUCUGGGAAGAAGAUCCAACACAUUCCACUGACAAGAUGAGUUUGGAGAUAAAGAAGAACCCCUGGUGUGUACUGUCAAGGAAGAUAAUAGAGUUCCAGGAAGGGAACAGUCAAUAUCUCCAGUGAAGACUGAACUGCCGAGGGAUUUGGGAAAAGACCAGCCGAAGUCCCCAUUCCAUGGAUCCCUUGGGGGCACCUUCCCAGUUUGUGGAUGUGGAUACACUGCCAAGCUGGGGAGACUCCUGUGAAGAUGAAUUAAACGCUUCUGACACUGCAGCCGACACAGACACUAUUCGAUCGCCUUUUCUGUAUAACAAGAACAUCAACGGGAAAGUGGUCCUUUGGAAAGGAGACGUGGCAUUACUGAACUGCACAGCCAUUGUGAAUACCAGCAAUGAAAACCUUACAGAUAAGAAUCCUGUGUCAGAAAGUAUCUUCAUGCUUGCAGGGCCUGAUUUGAAGGAGGAACUCCAGAAACUUAAAGGUUGCCGGACGGGUGAAGCCAAGUUGACGAAAGGCUUUCAUUUGGCUGCCCGGUUCAUCAUUCACACAGUGGGGCCCAAGUACAAGAGCCGCUACCGCACCGCAGCGGAGAGUUCCCUGUACAGCUGCUACAGGAACGUCCUGCAGCUGGCGAAAGAGCAGUCGAUGUCUUCUGUUGGGUUCUGUGUCGUCAACUCCGCCAAACGAGGUUAUCCUUUAGAGGACGCGACACACAUAGCACUUCGCACUGUGAGGAGAUUCCUAGAGAUUCAUGGGGAGACUAUUGAAAAAGUAGUAUUUGCUGUCUCUGAACUGGAAGAGGCCACUUACCAAAAGCUGCUACCUCUGUACUUCCCAAGGUCGUUGAAGGAGGAGAGGCGAUCACUGCUGUACCUACCUGCAGACAUCGGGAACGCGGAAGGGGAGCCCGUGGUGCCUGAGCGGCAGAUCCGGAUCAGCGAGAAGCCCGGGGCCCCGGAGGACGACCAAGAGGAGGAGGAUGAAGGCUUGGGAGUGGAUCUCUCUUUCAUUGGCUCUCACGCUUUCGCGAGAAUGGAAGGAGAUAUCGAUAAGCAAAGACGACUGAUCCUCCAGGGACAGCUAUCGGAGGCAGCCCUGCAGAAACAGCAUCAGAGAAAUUACAAUCGCUGGUUAUGCCAAGCAAGGUCUGAGGACCUGUCUGAUAUUGCGUCUCUGAAAGCCUUAUACCAAACAGGUGUCGACAACUGCGGGCGCACGGUGAUGGUGGUGGUUGGGAGAAACAUCCCAGUGACACUGAUAGAUAUGGACAAGGCUCUCUUAUAUUUCAUCCAUGUAAUGGAUCACAUUGUUGUGAAGGAAUACGUGUUAGUGUAUUUCCACACGCUGACCAGCGAGUACAAUCACCUGGACUCCGACUUCCUGAAGAAGCUCUGUGAUGUCGUUGAUGUCAAGUACAAGAGGAAUUUGAAGGCUGUUUAUUUUGUUCACCCGACGUUUCGUGCAAAGGUAUCAACAUGGUUUUUUACCACCUUUUCUGUCUCAGGACUGAAGGACAAAAUCCACCAUGUGGACAGCCUCCACCAGCUAUUUUCUGCCAUCUCACCUGAACAAAUUGACUUUCCUCCUUUUGUCCUUGAAUACGAUGCCAGGGAAAACGGGCCUUACUAUACGUCGUAUCCCCCAUCACCGGAUUUGUGACCGGCCACCUCUCAGUGCUGCUGGUUCCCGAGGACAUCACUGUCUCCUGGACCUCUGCCUGCUGAAGUGACACUCAUUUCUGCUGGACACGCCCAGAGAGCCUUUUGUCCCCACCUCUCUGGUAUUUUUUUAUUGACCGUAUAUUUUUCGGCACACAAGCAAUCUGAAGACGGUAGACCAUUCUGAAUUGCACACUUAUUUUCAAUUUGUAUAUUUGUAUCAAAUGAAGAUGCUCAUUUUUAGAGGGUUGUUAAUAGAAAUUGGGGG